GACCACAUAGAAACUCGAAAAGUGGACAGAAGCCAAACGAAGACGAGGCUUUGCUUCCCUCAAAAUUCUCAUGGAGGACAACACCUUCGAUCCUGAUCUGAUCCAUGCCAUUUUCAAGCUCGUCUGGACCAGAAGAGCCCUCGAGCGAGAGAAAAACGAAGGAGCCGAUGCUUUUGGCUGCGAGGUUGGAGGUGGAACAUCCAAGAAACCUAAGUCAACAUCAUCUGCUAAUGGAAAUGCGCUGAAAUUGAGUUGUGAACUUCUCCGAAUCUUUAUCACCGAGGCUGUACAGCGUGCUGCUACCAUUGCGGAAGCAGAGGGGGUCAGCAAAAUUGAAGCAACUCAUUUGGAGAGAAUUCUUCCACAGUUACUCCUGGAUUUUUGAGGCAUUUAAGGCCUGAAAUAUAUUUUGCUUGGAAUUAGGUUGAUCUGUUGCAUCGAUUGUGAUGGGGGAGAUCUGGAUUAAUGUUUUCUUGGACGGGAGGUCUGGAUUAUUGAUUUUGUGGAGCUAUAUAUCAUAACAAUGGUAUGUAGGGAUCUCCAACUUGCUGUCUUGAUGGUUUUGCUUGCUUGUGAUGUUUGAUAUCGUCAAUGGACUAGAGAAUUCUACCUGCUAUGUCCAUUAAGAACCUUGGGAGCCUUGUGCUUGCAUGGAUCUAUCCAAAACGAGUUUUAGUAACACUAUGUCUAAACCUGGUUGUGAAUGGUGAUUUUCUAAUGAUCAUAUUUUCAUUUUGGUCUCUCUUUGUAUAAUUGGAAGAAUUCUUUUCCUCCUUUUUUUAAAUUUUUUAAUUUUUUGUUUUAAUAAUUUUCUAGGUAAUCUGGUGUGUAUAAUCUUAUUAGUCACAAGGAUCUAUGUGCUCAUGAGUAUCAAUAUUAUCUCUAAAUGAUGACAUUCCACUUUUCUCU
This is a messenger RNA of Ziziphus jujuba (common jujube), 909 nucleotides long. RefSeq names its product protein MHF2 homolog. Gene Ontology annotation, cellular component: Fanconi anaemia nuclear complex; FANCM-MHF complex. Lineage: Eukaryota; Viridiplantae; Streptophyta; Magnoliopsida; Rosales; Rhamnaceae. The transcript is spliced from 7 exons. The coding region runs from base 71 to 385 and encodes 104 amino acids. The record is from RefSeq and is a predicted model, not a curated record. Gene Ontology annotation, biological process: kinetochore assembly; resolution of meiotic recombination intermediates; DNA repair.